Messenger RNA from Gorilla gorilla gorilla (western lowland gorilla), 8400 nucleotides. RefSeq names its product casein kinase 1 gamma 1 (gene CSNK1G1). Gene Ontology annotation, molecular function: protein serine/threonine kinase activity; ATP binding. Gene Ontology annotation, biological process: protein phosphorylation. Lineage: Eukaryota; Metazoa; Chordata; Mammalia; Primates; Hominidae. The record is from RefSeq and is a predicted model, not a curated record. The transcript has 13 exons. The coding region runs from base 826 to 2205 and encodes 459 amino acids.
UGGAGCCUUAGGAACAGCCACUGGGUCAGCCACGGGAUUAAGGGUGGGAGGGAGCAGGAGUAUAUAGAGACUGGGGGCUUGGUGGAGGAGUACAGUUGAAGGGAAAAGCGGGAUGGGUUUCGUGCCUCUGGCAGCGAAGCGUGUACUUGGUCUAAGAUCUUGAGCAGAAGGUAAGAGCGUGUUGCCAAAGCAGAGCUUAGUGCUCCGGAUAUAUCUUCUGGUAGUCCCAGAAGAAAUGGGGGUGGGUUGCUUUGAAGGCACUUCCGCUUAGCAACCCCACGCGGUUGCUAAGGAGGGGGCAGCCGUGGGGAUAACCCGGAAGUGAUGGUGUCAGUUUAACGCUGCCUGCCCAAAGUUUGUCCUAUUAGGCCCGCCAGGGUACUCUGCGGCUCCGGGACGAGGGCGGGGCCGCGCUAGUGGUUCCGGUUCGGCUCCAGCGGCCCCUGGGCUCCUCGCCUUCCCCCUCCCGUCCGCCUUCUCCCCUCCCUCCCGCUCCUGGGAAAGAGAGAAACCACCGCUGCGGGUGGGUAGAGAAGCACUUGGCGCCUCGGGGAGGGGACCGCGCCCGCCUCAUUUGCGCCUUGCAGCACUGCUGGACCAGGUUACAAGAUGUUUACCUAAGAUUGAGACCUAGUGACUACAUUUCCUACGGGAACAAAUAAAUGGUUUUUCAUCUCCUGGAGAUACAUUACAAACAAAUAUGGUGCUAAAAGAACUCCUUACCUUUCUCUGACUACAAUUUAUUUGGACAUACUUUUGUAUUGAAGAGAGGUAUACAUACUGAAGCUACUUGCUAUACUAUAGGAGACUCUGUCCUGUAGGAUCAUGGACCAUCCUAGUAGGGAAAAGGAUGAAAGACAACGGACAACUAAACCCAUGGCACAAAGGAGUGCACACUGCUCUCGACCAUCUGGCUCCUCAUCAUCCUCUGGGGUUCUUAUGGUGGGACCCAACUUCAGGGUUGGCAAGAAGAUAGGGUGUGGGAACUUCGGAGAGCUCAGAUUAGGUAAAAAUCUCUACACCAAUGAAUAUGUAGCAAUCAAACUGGAACCAAUAAAAUCACGUGCUCCACAGCUUCAUUUAGAGUACAGAUUUUAUAAACAGCUUGGCAGUGCAGGUGAAGGUCUCCCACAGGUGUAUUACUUUGGACCAUGUGGGAAAUAUAAUGCCAUGGUGCUGGAGCUCCUUGGCCCUAGCUUGGAGGACUUGUUUGACCUCUGUGACCGAACAUUUACUUUGAAGACGGUGUUAAUGAUAGCCAUCCAGUUGCUUUCUCGAAUGGAAUACGUGCACUCAAAGAACCUCAUUUACCGAGAUGUCAAGCCAGAGAACUUCCUGAUUGGUCGACAAGGCAAUAAGAAAGAGCAUGUUAUACACAUUAUAGACUUUGGACUGGCCAAGGAAUACAUUGACCCCGAAACCAAAAAACACAUACCUUACAGGGAACACAAAAGUUUAACUGGAACUGCAAGAUAUAUGUCUAUCAACACGCAUCUUGGCAAAGAGCAAAGCCGGAGAGAUGAUUUGGAAGCCCUAGGCCAUAUGUUCAUGUAUUUCCUUCGAGGCAGCCUCCCCUGGCAAGGACUCAAGGCUGACACAUUAAAAGAGAGAUAUCAAAAAAUUGGUGACACCAAAAGGAAUACUCCCAUUGAAGCUCUCUGUGAGAACUUUCCAGAGGAGAUGGCAACCUACCUUCGAUAUGUCAGGCGAUUGGACUUCUUUGAAAAACCUGAUUAUGAGUAUUUACGGACCCUCUUCACAGACCUCUUUGAAAAGAAAGGCUAUACCUUUGACUAUGCCUAUGAUUGGGUUGGGAGACCUAUUCCUACUCCAGUAGGGUCAGUUCACGUAGAUUCUGGUGCAUCUGCAAUAACUCGAGAAAGCCACACACAUAGGGAUCGGCCAUCACAACAGCAGCCUCUUCGAAAUCAGAAUGCAUCAUCAGAGCGCCGAGGAGAGUGGGAAAUUCAGCCCAGCCGGCAGACCAAUACCUCAUACCUAACGUCUCACUUGGCUGCAGACCGCCAUGGGGGAUCAGUGCAGGUGGUUAGCUCAACCAAUGGAGAGCUGAAUGUUGAUGAUCCCACGGGAGCCCACUCCAAUGCACCAAUCACAGCUCAUGCCGAGGUGGAGGUAGUGGAGGAAGCUAAGUGCUGCUGUUUCUUUAAGAGGAAAAGGAAGAAGACUGCUCAGCGCCACAAGUGACCAGUGCCUCCCAGGAGUCCUCAGGCCCUGGGGACUCUGACUCAAUUGUACCUGCAGCUCCUGCCAUUUCUCAUUGGAAGGGACUCCUCUUUGGGGGAGGGUGGAUAUCCAAACCAAAAAGAAGAAAACAGAUGCCCCCAGAAGGGGCCAGUGCGGGCAGCCAGGGCCUAGUGGGUCAUUGGCCAUCUCCGCCUGCCUAAGGCUCUGAGCAGGUCCCAGAGCUGCUGUUCCUCCACUGCUUGCCCACAGAGCUGCCUGGUUGACUCUCCUUCCCAUUGUUUACAGUGAAGGUGUCAUUCACAAAAACUCAAGGACUACUAUUCUCCUUCUUCCCCUUAGUUUACUCCUGGUUUUUACCCCACCCUCAACCCUCUCCAGCAUAAAACCUAGUGAGCUAAAGGCUUUGUCUGCAGAAGGAGAUCAAGAGGCUGCGGGUAAGGCCAAGAAGGUAGGAGGAAAAUGGCAGACCUGGGCUGGAGAAGAACCUUCUCCGUAUCCCAGGUGUGCCUGGCAGUAUGGUUUCCUCUUCCUCUGUGCCUGUGCAGCAUUCAUCCCAGCUGGCCUUGGGGUUCACGUUCCUUCCCUCCCUCCUGUGAAGUUACACUGUAGGACACAAGCUGUGAGCAAUCUGCAGUCUACUGUCCCUGUGUGUUGGCGUUCUUAGCUUUUUUGACAAACUCUUUUCUCCAGGUAGUAGGACAAUGAAAAUUGUUCUAAGCAAAGGAAAGAAAACUGACUUUGUUGCACUUUUAGUUUUUUUUAAAAAAAACAAAAUCAAAAACAUGGCAGAUGCAUAUUGUGUCUGGUUAUAUUGGGGGUUUUACUUUUACCUGUUUUGAGGGGGAUGGGGCCGGCCAAGCCAUUCAGAGAGAACAUGGGUCCAGAGGACAUUCUCAGUGGAAAGAGUUUGAUCUGCAGCACCCAGAAGAGAAGCCAAACUCGGUGUCAUUCUGAGUGAACACUCAGGUUGGCAAGAAAACAUACUUGAAUUUUCAUUCAUCUUCUCAGCAGCUGAAGAAUGUCCCUACCAGAGCAUCUUGACCUAAUCAGCUUACAGUUUGAAAACCUAGCUCUCCAGAACAUGAGAUGAGCCAGCCGAGCCAGACUGUGACCAGGAAACAGCUCAUCCCAGAGAAGGAGAUGCUUAACAAAAAAAAAAUUGAAAUUGUUUCCUAUGCUGCCAGGGACUUCCAACUAGAUAGCCAUGUGACGUCCUGGUGGCUUGGGGGAAAAAUUAGUGAUGAAACAGCCACCACCAUAUUGCCAUUAGUGGAAAAAAAGAGGACAGUGAACCUGCCUUCCACCUGCCAGAGGGACCUCAGGGUGUGGCAUUAUAGGGCCAGGAAAAGAAAAUCGGUGUAUCCUAUCUGCCCCAAUAGCUGAGCUGUAGCAUUUGGGCUGGCCUGCCUUAUCAGAAACCAAGCUUAUGAAGAUCUUCUCCCAGCAGGUCCAUAGCAGUAGGCUUAGGAUGCAGUAUAUGGGGCCGCAUUUAAAAGGAGGGAAAGAUUGUUUGGUGCUGGAACAUUCCAGGGAAAAGGAGACUGGAAUGAAAGGUCUGAAAUUAUCUUCUCAAUUGGACUUCUUCCAGAAAGGUGGCCGUGCCUCUAAGCAUGUUUUUCCCAGUAUGCCCUAGGCCUCCCCCCAUGGUGUUUUCAUAUGAGGUACUACUGUGAAGGAUCUUGGUUCCUCAUUCACUGUUUGACAAGUCUUUCAUGUGUGGAGUUACUCUUCUCAUGCCCAAUUUUCAUUUGAGUUUAGUGGCUUAACCAAACAAUGACUCCUCAUUCCAGCGGUGACAGAAGAGAAAGGGUCAUUUACAUCAGGAAAGAGGUCUUGUAUCUGGGAGUAGAGAGCUAACCAUGGAGCACAGUGGCUGGUGGGUGACUUAGUCUGAUGGUUUGUGGACCAUAGAAGUCUUCACCUCUGGUUUGAGGUGCAGGGCUGUCUUUUGGACUGGAGGGUGUGGGGAUAUUUUCUGAUAGUUGCCAUUUCUUGAAAAAUUCCCUUGAUGUACCUUACACAGAGCAGAAAUAACAUUAACAUGGAUCAGAGGUACUGGGCUUCAUCUGUUCCAUUGGACCUUGGCUAGGGAAUAUCAUUUCACUGGCAUCAAACCUGCUUAGCUUAUGAAAAGAUGGUAAUAUGUCAUUUCUAUAAAUGUUUCUAUAUAUGAAACAUAGAGUGGCAGGGAGAUGCAAUAUCACACCCCUUCCCCACAAGGACUGUGAAUAUUGGGAUUUAUGUCCUUGCCAUUACCUAGUGGUUACAGCCCUAUCACUAAAAUUUACAUCGUUUCUCAGUUGGGAUUUGGGCAUUGCUAACUUACUGUAUAGAAAGUUUAACUUUUCCUCACCCCUGUAUAGAAAAUGCCUUGCCUCUCAAGAGAGGGCAGAGGGGGGGCCAGGUGCAGUGGCUCACACCUGUAAUCCCAGCACUUUGGGAGGCCAAGGGAAGUGGAUCAUGUGAGGUCAAGAGUUCGAGACCAGCCUGGCCAACAUGGUGAAACCCCGUCUCUACAAAAAAUACAAAAAUUAGCUGGGCGUGGUGGCAUGCUCCCGUAGUCCCAGCUACUCGGGAGGCUGAGGCAGGAGAAUCACUUGAGCCUGGGAGGCAGAAGUUGCAGUGAGCCGAGAUCGCACCACUGCACUCCAGCCUGGGCAACAGAGUGAGACUCUGUCUAAAAAGAAAAAAAAAAAGGGCAGAGGGAAAUGGUGGGAAUGCCUGGAGCAUCCUGGCACUCUAUACUCUACUGAGUGCCUCUCUUCAGCCCCUCACCCUGCUUCCACACACACACACACACAAAAGCAAAGGCACUGACCAGCUUGGCUGCAGGGCAAGCUGCCUUGCAGCUGGAUUUGUGACUUUUUUUUUGUCUUAAAAUUUUUACUGGGUCAGUUGUAGGGGACUGUACUUCCUAAGACACUGUUCUCACCUUCCAACCUCACAAAUCUCUUACUAGAUAUUUGGUUUUCAUAACAAAGGUAAAGAAUCCCAGGUCUCUUUAGCAUGCAGAGUAAUGGUGAUCCCUCCAGGGCCAUUGGCGCUUCGAAGUGAUCCCAGACCUGGGAGAUUCUGGUGGGAUCUUCCUUAAAAAUAAGCAAAAAACCUGAGUACCCUAGAUGCAAUUGGCCAUUUGUUUCAGCCCCAUCAGCAAAUAAGGGCUCCCUCCUCAACCCUACUGCUACAGUUCCUUAGCUGUAUGCCUCAGCCAGAUCCUUGGGGUUAGGGCAUGCGCUCGCUGACUGUCCCCACCCAUCCACUUGCUCUGUAGUUUCUGAGCUUUCUCCAUUUCACAAGUAUGGUGCCUAACGAUCUUUUUCUUUAGGAUUGAUGCAAUUGUUUUUCCUGAAAGCUAACUCAGCAUCUAUUCAUAAAAACCCUUAAUAGUAUACAUUAGGAGUUUUCCCAAGCUCUACAGUCCCUCAGACAUUGCAUCCUAAACAGAUUUGAGGCACACAGGCCAAGACUCCACCAAGGCAUAAAUGGUCCCCCCUACUCCCUUUUGACCAGGGUAUCACUUGUGUCUCUGCAGUAAGAGUUGGUCAAGUUGCUCUACGCACCUUGGUGCUUUCCAGAGAUCUCACUCCAGACUGCCCCCAAGGGUGGAUAGAGUAUCCUGACAGCCAGUAUGCACUCAUGACUGCCUUAUUUAACAUUCUUCUGCUAUUAUGGAGCCUGUCUGGCAAUAAACAGGGUCUAGGAAGGUACAAGAUUAGCUUCCAGUUAAAAUCCCAUUUUAUAUUGGAAUGCAUGAACUACAGAUGACAGCAGAGAUCCUGAGGUUUCUAGACAUGUUGAUUGUCUCUUUUUUCUAAAUGAACUCCAAGUACUUAGAAAACAGUCCCUGUCCAUUAGCCAGAAAAGGUGACCAUCACCCCUAAAAUAAUUUCCAAACUUAGUUCAGUGGGAAGAUAUGCUGGUAGUGCAUAUUCAGUGUUGAUUUUCAGUGCUAGUAACCACUUUUAAUGCCAGAAAUACGUAACAAUGAUAAUGUAACGUCAAAGUGGUUACUAAAGAUUAUAGCCUUAACUUUUUUAUGUAAAAGAUAAAAUCCAUUCCUCCUCCCAGUGAGCAAGCAUGGCUUGCAUUUCUCAAAAAUGAGAACUUCCAUGGCAGCCAAGAAAACGUCUUCUCAGAGGAACUUAAGUUUGAUGCAUCUCCCAAGCCCACAUGCCUCCUGUGUCCCAGCCACCUCUUCCAUUUCACAUUUAAACCAGCUCUCCAUUCCCAUUGAGUUGCCCUAACAACAUUGUCUCCAGUGUCAGAACCAUAUUAGGGUUCGUUUCUCAGAUUGGGAGCCUGCAACACCAUACAGCCAACAUUGCCUUUGCCACGCCACUGCCACCAUCCCCACCAUUGCCCUAUGGUGGGCAGAUGAAUUCCAGAAACCCUCAGGGAGCGAGGAUAAUUAGGCAACCCAUCUGAAUUGGCCACGUAAGUGACAGGCACUUAUCUCUCGGGUUCUUGCUUUUGCAGACUCCAGGGAAGUCCUGUCUAGAGGUCGAUGGCAGAGACUCCUAGUCUUUCCCAUGAGGGGUUGAUAGGAAUCAAAUUGGGAUUCCUUUGGUUUUGGGUUUUGUUUUUUUGUUGUUUUUGGUUUUCAGUUUGUUUUUUGGUGUAUGGGGGGUGAUUUUGUUUCUGAAUAAGAAAAAGAAGAGGCAACCAUGGCCCUUAUGUGGGUUUAUAAAGUUUUGAGCAAUGUUUUAGCCACAAGUAAGGAAUCUUGAAAGUCUUUUAUCCAGCAAGCAGUCUUAAAAAUGUUUUUCCUAACUGCUUUUGCAGGUGACUAAGUACAAAAAAUAGUUUUCUCAUUGUAUUCAAAAUAGUGAGUAGGUUCCCUGGAUAAUAACACAGUGGUAGUUGACAUAUUUUCUCAAAACACAACCAGAAAACCCACUUCCAGUAUUUGUAAAUCACCUUUCAAGGGAAAAAGUGAACACGUAUUCCUUGUAUUUCUAGUUUGAUUACCAAGCUUGAUGUUACAAAGAAACCUCAGUUCUGCAGACAGAAUUUCUUUUAUUUUUCUUCUUUUACUCCUCACAAUCACUUUCCCAGUGCCAUCACCAUCUAUAAGGUCUCAGAGCAGAGGAUUAUUCAUGGUAAUAAGUGGGGGUGUGGUGCAGCCAUUCCAGUAACACCCACAAGAGGACAGCUGUUCUGAAUGUCCCCACCCACCCCUCUUUCAGUACAGGUGAGACAUUUUCAGUUCAUGAGCUCCAGACCAAAUCCUAGGCCAGCCCUUGCACCAAAAGCCUUUUUUAGAAGGCUUAUCAGUCUAUUAGGAAUGUCUCAGGAAAGAUGAGCCAUUUCUUUGGGGAGAAAUAUAUUUACAGAUGGAAGUGUGUGAUUGCGUGUCUGUGUGUGUGUGUGGUGUGUGUGCGCACGUGAGUGCGUGUGUUCAUCUAUGUGCAUUUCACUUCCAUAAAGACCCAGCCCAAGCUGCUGGGAACCAUGUGUUCCUGAGUAUUCUCAGAGGUAAACAAGUGACAAGUGAGCUUCUGAAAUUAGUGUCUCAGCAAGCUGGCUUUAGGAAUGAGCCCCAUUUUAUCAAGCAGAGAAAAAAAAUAACAGCAGAAAAGAUAAAGAUAAACCAAAAAUAUAUACCCCCAAUGGAAAAUAAUGUUGAUUCAGCAAUUCCCAUAGGAUGUAUUACAUGCUCUAAUUUAAUAUAUUAUUAUUUAUCUGUCUUUGAUCUUUGCCCAUUGUACUCUUAAAAACAUGUUGGGAUGUUGAUUGUGAUUUUUAAACAACUAGAUAAUGUAUAAAUCAGCAGUGGAAAUCAGUUUUAAUGUGUGGAUGUGUCUGACUAUUGUUAAAUGUCUCUUUUUUUACUUUUUUUUUUUUUAGAUGUAUAAUGUUUCAUAAACCCUGGCACUGGUCACAAAGCUCAGCUGUGAAAAUGAAAUUUGUAGUAUUUUUAAACAUGAAUGUCAAUUUCAAGUGUAUUUGAAAUGGUUCCUCCAGGAGAGAUAUUUGUGCACCAUUAGGAAAAUCUUCUCUGCAGAGGAAGUAGCCUUCUUUGGAGAAAAUGGAAAAUGGGUUCUGAUAUGUGAUCUCAGAGUAGCCCAUUUCCUAGGGCACCAUGGAAAACACAAAUGUGAUCUUUAAGUAUACCUCUUCCCCAGUUUGGGGAGGAAAGGACUCAGUUUGCACCCUUUUUGUAUGUAAAAUAAAAUGUCUUACCUUUCUUGGCUA